Molecule: messenger RNA, 675 nt
Organism: Eucalyptus grandis
Lineage: Eukaryota; Viridiplantae; Streptophyta; Magnoliopsida; Myrtales; Myrtaceae
Product: nuclear transcription factor Y subunit B-6
Exons: 2
Coding region: 1-675 (224 amino acids)
Biological process (GO): regulation of transcription by RNA polymerase II
Cellular component (GO): CCAAT-binding factor complex; nucleus
Molecular function (GO): DNA-binding transcription activator activity, RNA polymerase II-specific; RNA polymerase II cis-regulatory region sequence-specific DNA binding; protein heterodimerization activity
Source: RefSeq, a predicted model, not a curated record
AUGGAACGUGGCUUCCAUGGCUAUCGCAAGCUCCCCAGCAACACCACCAGCCCCGGACCCGAGAUCGGAAUGGCAGUUGCUGACGGAAACCAUGCUGCCCCCAACAACAAUGGCAACCACCAUUUGAAUGCGGAUGAGAACAACGAGUGCACCGUGAGGGAGCAGGACCGGUUCAUGCCCAUUGCGAACGUGAUCAGGAUCAUGCGCAAGAUCCUCCCCCCGCAUGCCAAGAUCUCGGACGACGCGAAGGAGACAAUCCAGGAGUGCGUCUCCGAGUACAUCAGCUUCAUCACCGGCGAGGCCAAUGACCGGUGCCAGCGCGAGCAGCGGAAGACCAUCACAGCCGAGGACGUCCUCUGGGCCAUGAGCAAGCUUGGGUUCGACGACUACAUUGAGCCCCUGACCAUCUACCUCCACCGCUACCGCGAGAUAGAAGGUGACCGCGGGUCCCUGAGGAGCGAACCCUUCAUGAAGAGGGUGGUCGACUACAGCAACUUGGGCGUUCCCCCCACUGCUUUCGCUCGGGGAUUCCCGAUGGCAGGCCCGGCUGGCCCCCACCAUGCUUACUUUGGAGCUCCGCCGAUGGGUGGGUACUACAAAGAUGGUAACACUAGCCAUGAGGGCUCUUCAAAUGGGGCUAUUGGAAAUGGUGAGGCUCAUGGCCAGUUCGAAUGA